AUCGAUAAAUCCUCGGUCACACCUGCCCCUAGUAUUAACAAACACAAGCAGCACUUUUUUUUAAAUCGCCUUUUAAUUAUUAACUAAAUAAGUUUCGUUUUAACUUUAAGCUUUCAACGCCGUGUAACAAAUCCAGUUCACUAAUGUCCAUAACCCUGCUGCGAGGUGGCAAGCAAAAGACAAGCAACUGUGUAGGAAUGACCGUAAUGGCCAAAACUACGUUUGAAGAAAUAUGCGAUAAUGCCAAAUUAGCCAGGGACAUGGCGCUGACGGGCAACUAUGACUCGGCCUGCAUCUACUAUGAGGGAUUGCAGGGCAUGCUGGCACGCCAGCUCAAGGCCACAGCGGAUCCCAUGCGGAAGGGCAAGUGGAGCAUGAUCAAUCAGCAGAUCAGCCAGGAGCAUGCCAAAGUGAAGGCCAUACAACGCACACUGCAGGACAUAUCGCUGGAUUUGCAGAGCACUAAAUUUGCCCACAAGCUGCGACAGCAGUUGAGCGAGGAGAGCAACGUGAGCCAAGAUCCCUCCGCCUGGUUUAAGCCCGAUCCAGAUAUUUGGACACCACCGCCCAAGGAUCCAGACGUCUGGGGUCCGCCCAAGCCUCCACCCUCGACCUCGGCCAGCAGCACCACACAGGUUGUGGGCCGGCGAGCAGCAACCAACAAUCGACGCAACGGCACCAACGCCACGCAGAGCAACCGUCCCAGCACAAUCCCACAGAUCACGAACCGAAACGGUCCGAAACGCAACUCGUCCGCCGCCGCCACCGCCUCCACCUCGAACAGUGCACGUGCCACCAAUGGCCGGGCAGGGGGACGAAAACUUUCCACCUCAAACAACGAUCGCAAUGCCAACAACAACGACAGCAAGGACGAGGACGGCGUGGCAGGCAGCAAUGGCGGAGCGGGCGACGGUGAGGGCGGUGACUCGCAGGCGGGCGAAGAGGAGCGCAAGUUCCAGCCAAAUAAUCACAUCGAAGCCGAGCUGGUCGACAUUCUGGAGCGUGAUAUUCUGCAAAAGGAUCCCAAGGUGCGGUGGAGCGACAUUGCCGAUCUGCAGGAUGCCAAACGGCUGCUGGAAGAGGCUGUGGUGUUGCCCAUGCUCAUGCCGGACUACUUUAAGGGCAUUCGAAGGCCAUGGAAGGGUGUGCUCAUGGUCGGACCACCGGGCACGGGCAAAACGAUGCUGGCCAAGGCCGUGGCCACCGAAUGCGGCACAACCUUCUUCAAUGUCAGCUCGGCCACGCUCACCUCCAAGUACCGUGGUGAGUCGGAGAAGAUGGUGCGACUGCUGUUCGAAAUGGCGCGCUUCUAUGCGCCCAGCACGAUCUUCAUCGAUGAGAUUGACUCGCUGUGCUCGCGCAGAGGGUCGGAGUCGGAGCACGAGGCCUCGCGACGCGUCAAAUCGGAGCUGCUGGUGCAGAUGGAUGGCGUGGGCGGUGGCGAGGAGCAGGCCAAAGUUGUUAUGGUGCUGGCAGCCACCAAUUUUCCCUGGGACAUUGAUGAGGCGCUACGCCGGCGGCUGGAGAAGCGCAUUUACAUACCACUGCCGUCGGAUGAGGGGCGCGAGGCGCUGCUCAAGAUCAAUCUGCGUGAGGUCAAAGUGGACGACACGGUGGAUCUCACCUACGUGGCCAACGAGCUGAAGGGCUACUCCGGAGCGGACAUAACCAAUGUUUGCAGGGAGGCGAGCAUGAUGUCCAUGCGGCGGAAGAUAGCUGGCCUUACGCCCGAGCAGAUCAGGCAACUGGCCACCGAGGAGGUGGACCUGCCCGUGUCCAACAAGGACUUCAACGAGGCCAUGAGUCGCUGCAACAAGAGCGUGUCCAGGGCGGAUCUGGACAAGUACGAGAAGUGGAUGAAGGAAUUCGGCUCGUCAUGAUGGCGUUACCGUCACCCACUACACUACCCUCCCUCGUUGCAGUUUGUAGCAAUUGUAGGAAUAUAUUUUUGAAUACCCUAACAAUAGGCGCUUAAGUUAUUAAGCUUUUAAAGUGAGAUCCGAACCGAACCGAACCGCCCGGAGGAAUAGUUGAACAUAUUUUAUAUAAAACAUUUUACACACGAUAUGGAAACGGAAGCCGUUGGAAUUAUGAAAAACACAAAAGACUAAUCGUUCUCUAAGAGGAAACCCAAUGAAGCGAAAAUGCAAAUCUGAAAUUGAAACGACACUGAAAUCGAAAGGAAGAUAGGCAAUAAUAUACACACACA
Molecule: messenger RNA, 2209 nt
Organism: Drosophila subobscura
Lineage: Eukaryota; Metazoa; Arthropoda; Insecta; Diptera; Drosophilidae
Gene: Kat60
Product: katanin p60 ATPase-containing subunit A-like 1
Exons: 6
Coding region: 144-1880 (578 amino acids)
Biological process (GO): microtubule severing
Cellular component (GO): microtubule cytoskeleton
Molecular function (GO): ATP hydrolysis activity; ATP binding; microtubule severing ATPase activity
Source: RefSeq, a predicted model, not a curated record